Molecule: messenger RNA, 5503 nt
Organism: Apodemus sylvaticus (European woodmouse)
Lineage: Eukaryota; Metazoa; Chordata; Mammalia; Rodentia; Muridae
Gene: Itgb3
Product: integrin subunit beta 3
Exons: 16
Coding region: 134-2500 (788 amino acids)
Biological process (GO): cell-matrix adhesion; integrin-mediated signaling pathway; cell adhesion mediated by integrin
Cellular component (GO): cell surface; integrin complex; focal adhesion
Molecular function (GO): integrin binding; fibronectin binding; fibrinogen binding
Source: RefSeq, a predicted model, not a curated record
GAGCACCCAGGCGCAGACACCUGGGUCCCAGAUGCAGCACACAGGACCCCCCGGGGGCGCGGUCUCCUCUAGAAAAGCAGCCACCCGCUCCAGGCUCGCUGUGGUGCGAGCGGCGUGAAGGGCAGCGGACGGGAUGCGAGCGCCGCGGUCGGGACAGCUCUGGGCCGCUCUGCUGGCGCUGGGGGCGCUGGCGGGCGUUGUCGUCGUCGGAGAGUCCAACAUCUGUACCACACGAGGCGUGAACUCCUGCCAGCAGUGUCUGGCUGUGAGUCCCAUGUGUGCCUGGUGCUCGGAUGAGGCUCUGCCUCAGGGCUCUCCCCGCUGUAACCUGAAGGAGAACCUGCUGAAGGAUAACUGUGCUCCAGAGUCUAUUGAGUUCCCAGUCAGUGAGGCCCAGAUCCUGGAGGCUAGACCACUCAGCAGCAAGGGCUCUGGAGACAGUGCCCAGAUCACUCAAGUCAGCCCCCAGAGGAUCGCCCUUCGACUACGGCCAGAUGAUUCGAAGAGCUUUUCACUUCAAGUGCGGCAGGUGGAGGAUUACCCCGUAGACAUCUACUACUUGAUGGACCUGUCUUACUCCAUGAAGGAUGAUCUGUCCAGCAUCCAGACCCUGGGUACCAAGUUGGCCUCUCAGAUGCGCAAGCUUACUAGCAACCUUCGGAUUGGCUUUGGGGCCUUUGUGGACAAGCCUGUAUCACCAUACAUGUACAUCUCCCCACCACAGGCAAUCAAAAACCCCUGUUACAGUAUGAAGAAUGUCUGCCUGCCCAUGUUUGGCUACAAACACGUGCUGACACUAACCGACCAGGUGACCCGCUUCAAUGAGGAAGUGAAGAAACAGAGUGUGUCCCGGAACAGAGAUGCCCCAGAGGGCGGCUUUGACGCCAUCAUGCAGGCUACAGUCUGUGACGAAAAAAUUGGCUGGAGGAAUGAUGCAUCCCAUUUGCUGGUGUUUACCACUGAUGCCAAGACCCAUAUCGCUCUGGAUGGAAGGCUGGCAGGCAUCGUCCUGCCCAAUGAUGGGCGCUGUCACAUUGGCACUGACAACCACUACUCUGCCUCCACUACCAUGGAUUACCCAUCUCUGGGGCUGAUGACUGAGAAACUAUCCCAGAAAAACAUUAACUUGAUCUUUGCAGUGACUGAAAAUGUCGUCAGCCUUUACCAGAAUUACAGUGAGCUCAUCCCCGGGACUACAGUGGGCGUCCUGUCUGACGACUCCAGCAAUGUCCUCCAGCUCAUUGUUGACGCUUACGGGAAAAUCCGCUCGAAAGUGGAGCUGGAAGUACGUGACCUCCCAGAAGAGCUGUCCCUGUCCUUCAAUGCCACCUGUCUCAACAACGAGGUCAUCCCGGGCCUCAAGUCUUGUGUAGGCCUCAAGAUUGGCGACACGGUGAGCUUUAGCAUCGAGGCCAAGGUGCGUGGCUGUCCCCAGGAGAAGCAGCAAUCUUUCACUAUUAAGCCUGUGGGCUUUAAGGACAGCCUCACGGUCCAGGUGACCUUCGACUGUGACUGUGCCUGCCAGGCCUCUUCCCAGCCUUUCAGCCCACGCUGCAACAAUGGGAACGGGACCUUUGAGUGUGGGGUGUGCCGCUGUGACCAGGGCUGGCUGGGGUCCAUGUGCGAGUGCUCCGAGGAGGACUACCGACCCUCUCAGCAGGAAGAGUGCAGCCCCAAGGAGGGCCAGCCCAUCUGCAGCCAGCGGGGCGAGUGCCUCUGUGGCCAGUGCGUCUGCCACAGCAGUGACUUCGGCAAGAUCACUGGCAAGUACUGUGAGUGUGACGACUUCUCCUGCGUCCGCUACAAGGGGGAGAUGUGCUCUGGCCACGGCCAGUGCAACUGUGGGGACUGCGUGUGUGACUCAGACUGGACUGGCUACUACUGCAACUGUACCACUCGCACCGACACCUGCAUGUCUACCAACGGGCUGCUGUGCAGUGGCCGGGGCAAUUGUGAGUGUGGCAGCUGUGUGUGCGUCCAGCCAGGCUCCUACGGAGACACCUGUGAGAAGUGUCCCACCUGCCCAGAUGCCUGCUCAUUUAAGAAGGAGUGUGUGGAGUGUAAGAAGUUCAGCCGGGGAACGCUGCAUGAGGAGAACACCUGCAACCGCUACUGCCGGGAUGACAUCGAGCCUGUGAAGGAGCUGACGGAUACCGGCAGAAAUGCGGUGAAUUGUACCUACAAGAAUGAGGAUGACUGUGUCGUCAGAUUCCAGUACUAUGAAGACACCAGUGGAAGGGCCGUCCUCUACGUGGUGGAAGAGCCGGAGUGUCCCAAAGGUCCUGACAUCCUGGUGGUCCUGCUGUCCGUGAUGGGGGCCAUCCUGCUCAUCGGCCUUGCCGCCCUGCUCAUCUGGAAGCUGCUCAUCACCAUCCACGACCGGAAGGAAUUUGCUAAAUUUGAGGAAGAACGAGCCAGAGCCAAGUGGGACACAGCAAACAACCCACUGUAUAAAGAGGCCACCUCCACCUUCACCAAUAUCACCUACCGGGGGACUUAAUGAGAAGAGGUCAUUCUUAGACCAUCAUCAGAUGACGCCAGGACUGUGGGAGUCUCUGCCAUUAUGUUUACAGAGGACAUUUUGAGUGUGUGUGGGGGGGAUUUGGGGUGUGGGUUGGGAUGGGCUGGAAGAAUGUCAGUAUGUGGGAAUGUAUCUCUGUGUGUAUACAUAUGUGUUGAGUACGGGGAGAUGUGUAACUUAAAACUUGUGAUGUGUCUCAUGGGCAGAGCUCCACAGCCUUGUCCUCAGGAUCCUUUCCCAAAGGAUUCUUCCUGCUUAGCUUGAGGGGACUCAUGAUGGCCGGCAGGUGCUUAGUACCUCUGAGGGCAUUCUCCUAGAAGGGAAGGGUAGGGCUGAGGUCCCCCAUGCCCCCAUUCCAGAGGAAGUGAUGCCAAGUGUUGGUUCUGUACCGACUUUGUAAGUUUGUGGUUCUUGGAGCUGACUGUCAGCAGCUACGGUAGGAAGUGCUUGGCGUUGAAGCUCAGUUGUCUCGUCUGUGCCUCUGCCACCUCCCCUCCCUCGGGUUAAGCAAGUCCCCAAGAGUUGUCUGUGUCUUUUGCCAACACCUCAGUCCUGCUACGGUUCUCUCAUAAGGAAAGUCCUUGUCACCUGGCUCUUUGGCCUAUUGAGCGUGAAGAUGGCAAGGCCACUCAGGGGUCAUGCAUGGCCUGGAGGGUGUGCCAGCACCUCCAAGUUCAUAAUCACAGCCAUUCAGAAUUGCCUCAUUGGUAGCUCUUCCCUGGAGAUGUGUGUAGCCGUGUCAUUGUUGUGUCAACACCAUGUCUUCCCUCCUGCUUCCACACUCUCAUGGCCACAGACUUUUGCUACGUGCUGAGGACUCUCGCAUGAUCAGACGCUUUCUCCUUGGGGAGAGUGCUGUGGUCAGAGCUGGAGGUCCAUCUCCUCUCCUGGCCUUCUGCUCCUCUUCCCAGGCACCUCCUCACACCUCACCUGUGCCUCUGUGUGCCUGCUACGCCCAGCCAUGGGGGUGAUUGUGUGUAUCUACCUCUUGGGUGUCUUGUGAAGGAGUCAUUCCCUUGAGUCUGUUGAGCAAAGUGCCGGGGAGGAGUUGAAAGGCCAGUCAGCUGCAUGUGUGGCCUGUUCUCCUGAGGGCUGGACAACCUCAUUUUAGCUCAGCCUUUAAUCUGGGAGGACGCAAGCGCAGUUUUAUUUUAUUCCCUAUGGGGACACCCAAAACUAUGAUGAGGUCCGAUCAUUCUAAGGAAUAUGUAUAUAAACAUACUUGUGUUAUUAUAUUUGUAAUUUUGUAUGAUGACAAAGGAGAACAUUAAGAAACCCAUACAGACUGUGUGGCGUACAUUCUUAGUAACUUGCCAGACAGUCUGUAAAGGGCUUCUCUCUUCCUGGAAGUUUGUGAGGAUGUGUACGUGGGCACAUCAAACCUUUCUUGAGGAGGAUAGACUGGCUGCUCUCUUGUCCCAGCAAGAGUGGUUUGCUCUGUUGGCAUUGACUUAGAUCUAAUAUUAAAGACCAAUGUCCACCACUCAGAGGAAAAAAGGCCUAAAAACAGCAUCUUGAUGGUCAGAGACCCGAGUCCUGGCCUAGGGGUUGCUGUGGAAAACAUUUGAAAGUUAAUUCAGGAAAGCCACUUUCUUUUCUUGGAGUUCAUGUUUCUUUUGGACCAGGUAACAUGGAAGGUCUAUUUUAAGUGUCAAUAUUCUUUUGAGAGAUAGGGUCUCAUGUAGCCAAGGAUGGUCUUGAACUUGCUAUGUAGCCAAGGAUGACUUGAAUUUCUGAUCCUCUGUUUCCACCUCUCAGGUGCUACAAUUACAGGCCUGAGCUUUCACGCCUGGUUUAUGCAGUGCUGGGACUAGAACUCGGGACAUCAGGCAUGCUAGGCAAGAACAUUACCAAUUGAUCUGCAUUCCCAGUUUUAGUGUCAAUAUCCUAAGAUGCUGAGAUCAAAUAAGGCAUCAAAUAUGUGGUCAAGAUCCUGUGUAUGUAUAAGGGGACUGGAAUGCUGCCCAGUAGUAGAACAAGCAGUUACGGAAUGUCCUGGGUUUGAUUCCCAGCACAGAAAACGUGUGUAUGUGUGUGUGUGUGUGUGUGUGUGGUUGUGGGGGAGAGGUGCUGUUGCUAGUGUUUGUCUUUUACUUUCAAGACUGAAUGCCUUGGUUUUCCCAAGAGCAGAUGCUGUUCUUAUAACUUGUUUCAGCGAAGUCUCAUCCCUUCUCAGACUCCCUUCAUCCCUUCUCAGAGUCCUUCAAAAGUGACAUCAGUGCAGUGGGUGCAUCUGAUGUAGUGCCUAGUUUUUGUCCACUUCAUUCUUUCUUGUUCAUUCUGCAUACAUUGGCAUCUGCGUACGGGGGAGGACUGUCAGCAAGGAGUGGCUGAUCCAGAUGUUGGUGUGGGAGGAGGCCUUGAGUACAGGAAUAAGCCAGCUGACUGUUCUGUUUUACCCUUGGGUUACUCUUGGCUUAGAUGGGGGAAUGCAGUAGAGGGGUGGGGGAAGAUGGUCAGAGAUCCAUCCUUUGGCUACUGAGGCAGAGUCCGUGAGAGUAGAGUGGGGUUCUCUUUAGAAAAGAUAGUUUAGAUGAGGAAGCUAGCAGGGGAGGAAGAGAAUAUAUUAAAAAGGUGAGAGGAAUCUUGUGUGUUUCUGGAAUGAGGCCUGUGGUGUGUGGGUGGCAGUGCUGGUCAGUACAUGGGCAUAUCUAGCUGUUCUCACUGGAGGUGGAGUCUGUGUGGAAUCCCGAGGGUGAACAUCUAAAUUUGCUCUGGCAUUGAAUAUGUAACACAGAGCAACUCUGCCUGUCUCUUCCAGGUGAUUUUUGUCCAGUCUCAGUGUCUGAGGACAAUAGGAACAAACAGAGCAUGCCUGGCAGGCUGCUCCGUUACCUCAGAGAUAUUCUGAAGCUGCCCACAUAUCAGGAUAUUUCUUCUCUUUGUUCAUUUCUGGUUGAAAUUCCUUAAGAGUCUUCCUGACACCCUCACCACCUCCUCCUGGGUUGUGUAACAGGGAAUUAAAUGUGCUUUCCAAAAGAA